CGGUGCAGACGCGCCUGUUUGCCCGCAGCGAACGGGCCGCGCAUACGGGUUUUUAAAUUUUGUUUUCCGGAGGUCAUCGCUUAAGUGUUUUUGCAAAAUGAUCGCUACGGUAGUUGCGAUUGGCCGAUGGACACACUUGGCAAUGGGUUAUGCAUAAUUAUCCAAUUGAGAUUCAUAACUCUGUAACACCAGCGUGUGACUGCGCGUGUCGGUCGCGCGUCUCGCGUGACCCAUUCGUAUUUUAGGCGGUAGGACCUAGUCUAGCGGAUCCGGUCUCCGUAAUACGUUUCUGUCUUAGAGGUCAGCCUGAGUGAUUUCCUUCGAAACAUCGAUGAAAUGAGAUGCCGGUUGCUCUGUCUGUUCUUGUUAACGGCCCUGAUGAUCAGCAGCACAGAGGCGGCGAAGGGCGGAGGUAGAGCGAGAAGCCGCGUCCGAGGAAGAGUGUAUAACCAGCAUAUGCCCAUCUUGAUACCGCAUCGAAAUCCCGCCAGUGCGCACUAUUACGAAAAUAAGGAUGGCGCGAAGAUCGUGAAGGCUUCCCACUUCGAGCUGGAUUACAUGCUGGGCAGAAAGAUCACGUUCUUCUGCAUGGCCACCGGCUUCCCGAGGCCAGAGAUCACUUGGCUGAAGGACGGGAUUGAGCUGUAUCAUCACAAGUUUUUCCAGGUGCACGAAUGGCCGGUUGGCAACGACACGAUAAAAUCGAAAAUGGAGAUCGAUCCUGCAACGCAGAAAGACGCGGGAUAUUACGAGUGUCAGGCGGACAAUCAGUACGCGGUCGAUCGACGGAGCUUCAGAACGGACUACGUCAUGAUCACGUAUUGAACGCGUUCUUCAGAUCUGCGAGAGACAUCGCGCGCGCAUACACUGUAUUAGAAUUAAUUGUAACACUUUAUCAAUAUAUAGUACACGAGAUUAUAUUAAUCAAAAGUUUAUUAUAUAAGUUUUUACCUAGCUAAACGCAUUAUUGCUAUUAGCAACUUUAAUAAUAAAACGAACAUGUGACAAUCAUA
This is a messenger RNA of Pseudomyrmex gracilis, 1013 nucleotides long. Its product is annotated as immunoglobulin domain-containing protein oig-4-like. The coding region runs from base 337 to 825 and encodes 162 amino acids. NCBI's taxonomy places the organism in Eukaryota, Metazoa, Arthropoda, Insecta, Hymenoptera, Formicidae. The transcript has 4 exons. The record is from RefSeq and is a predicted model, not a curated record.